AUGACACGUUUUCUCGCCGAUAUCUAUCGGGCGAAUCCCAGAUUGUUCGUCCCUACUACUGGAUACACUCAUUCUCUCCUCCCUCUCCUUUUCUUUAUUUUCAUAUCUCUGGUUCUCCUCCUGAUCACACUCAAUAUUGAAUUCAUUUAUCCUUUCUUGCGUCGUCUGUUCUUCUGCUUCCUCUUCCUACUCAUUUCCAUAACAUUAUGCUCUCUUGUAGGUCUAACUUUUCUUCGUGAGACAAUUGAUUUCAUCUAUUAUUCUUUCAGUAUCUAUCUAUCUAUCUAUCUAUCUAUCUAUCUAUCUAUCUAUCUUUGUAAUUUAUUUGCUUCCAGCUCGUCUAUUGGUAUCUUUUAUACGUUAUCAGUAGCAACCAGACGGAUCACUCGACCAACUAAGAACGGCCAUGCACCACCACCCACCGAAUCGAGAAAGAGCUAUCGAUCUGUCAAUCCUACAAUCCUUCGGUGUCCGAACCGGUUGAGAUUUCCCGUGUUGAAUCAAAUUGAGCCUUGA
Molecule: messenger RNA, 516 nt
Organism: Acanthosepion pharaonis
Lineage: Eukaryota; Metazoa; Mollusca; Cephalopoda; Sepiida; Sepiidae
Source: the annotation of a GenBank genome assembly